AUGCGCGUCUUGGGUCAGAGGACACCGACCAUUACUCACAUAACACAGAAACCCAUCAAAGACGUCGGGGGAACUGUGGAGUUGACUUGUACGGUACUGUACUCUCAAGAGUUUCCGGUUAUUUGGACAAAGAUCAACAGCGAACACAGCAUAGAGCCCGUCACCAUAUCCUUGGGCGGUACUCUGGUCCUCAAGGACACCAGAUUCGAACUGCUGCAAAAAGGCGAUAGUUUCACCCUUCAGAUAAAACAAAUACAAGAGACGGACGCCGGCAUAUACGAGUGUCAAAUAUUGAUGGGUCUCAGUAGUAAAAUAACCGCCGAAGUGGAACUGGAAAUCCGCCGUCCUCCCGUCAUAUCCGACAACUCCACCAGGUCGUUAAUCGUCAACGAAGGGCAAGCCGUCAAACUGGAAUGUUAUGCCGGCGGUUUUCCUGUGCCCAGAGUGUCUUGGCGAAGAGUCAACAACGGUAUCCUAUCGACCGGCCGAUCGAUUUACAGGGGAAAUAUUCUGCACAUCCCUCGUGUAACCAAAGAAGACCGUGGAACGUACUAUUGUAUCGCCGAAAACGGUGUUGGACGAGGUGCCCGUCGCAAUAUAGCCGUGGAAGUGCAGUUUGCUCCCGUCAUUAGUGUCCCUAAACCACGUCUAGGCCAAGCUCUCCAGAGCGACAUGGACUUGGAGUGCCACGUCGAAGCUUAUCCGCCACCAGCCAUUUCGUGGGUGAACAACGGCGUACAACUUUUGAACAACCAACAUUACAGGAUAUCUCAUUUCGCCUCGUCCGACGAUUAUACCGACACGACCAUUCGUGUGAUUACCAUUGAAAAACGACAAUACGGAGAUUACAUCUGCAAAGCUUCCAACGUUUUGGGGACUACCGAAGCGGUCGUCCAUCUAUACGAAACUAUUAUUCCGGUAUGUCCGCCGGCGUGUGGCUAAAUACACCGCUCUAAUAUUAUCUCUUAGUCGACUUGGGAAAAAAAUAUAUACUUACCAUAAAUUGAAAAUUGCCUAUUAAC
Molecule: messenger RNA, 1022 nt
Organism: Adelges cooleyi (spruce gall adelgid)
Lineage: Eukaryota; Metazoa; Arthropoda; Insecta; Hemiptera; Adelgidae
Product: lachesin-like
Exons: 6
Coding region: 1-942 (313 amino acids)
Cellular component (GO): neuron projection
Source: RefSeq, a predicted model, not a curated record